This is a messenger RNA of Lingula anatina, 2029 nucleotides long. RefSeq lists its product as uncharacterized. The record is from RefSeq and is a predicted model, not a curated record. Lineage: Eukaryota; Metazoa; Brachiopoda; Lingulata; Lingulida; Lingulidae.
CACUUACCGCCACACCAGCGGUAAACUCGGAAGUGUCCUGUUCAAGACCCCAAGAUGCAACACCUUGUGCCGUUCUUCGUCCUUGGUCUAGCAGCAUGUGCUCUCAUUGUAUCUGGGGCGACUGUGAAGAGUGGAUGGUACGAACUGAAAGACGCCCAGCCCAUCCAACAUAUGAAGAAAAAGGAUGACCAACAAAUCACGCAGAACGCGCACUCUGACAACAACGCUGACCACAACGCUGACAUUAGCUCGGACAGUAAAGCUGACAUUAGCUCGGACAGUAAGGCUGAUAUAAGCUCGGACAGUAAGGCUGAUAUAAGCUCGGACAGUAAGGCUGAUAUAAGCUCGGACAGUAAGGCUGAUAUAAGCUCGGACAGUAAGGCUGAUAUAAGCUCGGACAGUAAGGCUGACAUAAGCUCGGACAGUAAAGCUGACAUAAGCUCGGACAGUAAAGCUGACAUAAGCUCGGACAUUAGCUCGGACAGUAAAGCUGACAUCAGCUCGGACCAAAUCGAUCACAAUCAGUCUUCCAAGGAUAUGCACCACGACAUAGACCAGGAAGAUGAGAAAGCGGAGUCAAUUAUCGAUAUCCGAAACUCACAGCAGAUAGACGAACCAGAAGAACUCGCAGCUGAGGGACCGCUCUUAAAGGCCGGUGUAAGAUUUGUGACGUCAACUGUAAAGACGAAUGGUCCAAAGGAACUUAAAGUCUAUUCAGCUUCCACAUGUUCCGCCAUGCGGGGAAAGGAUGUCUCCGUAAGCGUUCUACUUAUGAACAACCAGAACUGGAACCCGGAUAACGGAGUGGUCUAUUUCUACGUCACCAACAAAAUGAGACCACAUGAGAGAGUGACAGGACCCAAAGUUCUCUGCAGCAACACUCGACCGGGAAAACCCCCAAAGUACAAGUGUAAGAUUAGGGGCUGGGACUCCAAGCGAGACUUGUACGUGUUUACGACCACUGGUGACGUCAUGGCCGUCAGCUACUCCAUCAUUGUGGAGUUCAAAGAGCGCAAGAAACAUUACGAGAAGCACGAGGACGAGAGAGGGUUAGUAGGCGACGAGUUCCGGCCGUUCACCAUGCCAAGUGCUGCGCCGUAUCGUCUUGUCCAAACCGUCUUCAUCAAACAAACCGUCAAAAUGCCCUACCAGACCAACGUCCUCAUCAAGAUGUGGUGGUGUCCUGGUGAACACAUGAAAAAAUACAAGAUUCAGAGCACGGUGCUUGGUGUUGGACUGCAGAGCUCUUUCAACCAAUACGUCUGUCACCGCCGUCCUUGCACUAUUGACGGGCGCAACGUAAUCGCCAGCAACCCCAACCAGCUGCCAAUGAACAUGUUGACUGUGAACGCGGGAGGCAAACAUGAGGAGCUUGAUAACAUGUAUGUCCUGAUACGGUGUUGGGGCGGGGACUACGAUCCCAAAGCCAAGGACUAUACCGGAAAGUUUCAAUAUGGCGCUCUUCUACGACGGGACUAAAAAAAAGAGACCAAAGGACUAAACUAGGGCAUAUCAGAUCUUACGCCUUUGUCACUUAAUAGGAUAAAUGAAAUUUCUGUUACGGACUACUUAGAACAUAUCUCGCAAUGAAGGCAUCUCCAAGUCAUCAAUUGUAUCAAACUUGAUCAUACUCUUGAAAAUUGUAGAAUUGGAUCCCUUGCCCGUAGACAUGGCGUAUUUUGGCUGUGUCGACUUAAUAUUUCAAUAACCAUGAAAUAAAGGAACUCGAGAUCCCGAUUUGUGACAUUUUGUAUCAUCUUGUAUAAUACGUUGUAACCAUCUUUGCCAGUCGUAAAAACUUCAUCAGUCCAUAAGCAUUUACAUCAGUUUCUCAAAGUUUGUUGAAAGGAUUCUCAUAUUGAACUUCACGUCAAGCCGAUUUCAUUUUGCUUUCCAUCGUUAUAACUUUUGAUUUAACGGUAAGCAUUGCAUUGCAUACGUUCAUUUCUUAGGUAAGCUUGAUGCGUGUUAAUAGAAUUGUCAGCGUCUUCCUCUUGUUUAAUAAAGUUGAGCCACAUCAACCCGUGUA